Messenger RNA from Anopheles marshallii, 2244 nucleotides. It is a transcript of the gene bur, whose product is annotated as GMP synthase [glutamine-hydrolyzing]. Gene Ontology annotation, cellular component: cytosol. The record is from RefSeq and is a predicted model, not a curated record. The transcript has 12 exons. Gene Ontology annotation, biological process: GMP biosynthetic process. Lineage: Eukaryota; Metazoa; Arthropoda; Insecta; Diptera; Culicidae. The coding region runs from base 16 to 2145 and encodes 709 amino acids. Gene Ontology annotation, molecular function: ATP binding; GMP synthase (glutamine-hydrolyzing) activity; GMP synthase activity.
AGUGCGGAAGCGCCCAUGACAGCUUGGUGUUGGUGUUGGAAAUCAUCGUCCGUGCAAAGUGAAAAAGAAAAGUGCUGUAACGAUCAAGACAUGAGUGCAUUAAACAAAUCCGCUGGCCUAACGGAGAACGGAGGGUUACAUAAUGACCGCGUGGCAAUACUAGACGCCGGUUCACAGUACGGGAAGGUAAUCGAUCGAAAGGUGCGCGAACUCAACGUUAAAUCAGAUAUUUUACCUCUGGAAACAUCUGCCUUAAAACUCAAAGAACUCGGCUACCGAGCAGUUGUUAUAUCCGGUGGACCCAAUUCUGUCUACGCCGAGGAUGCGCCAAAGUAUGAUCCAGAUAUUUUUAAGUUAGGCUUACCGAUAUUAGGUAUUUGCUAUGGAAUGCAGAUUAUCAACAAAGAGUUUGAUGGAACCGUACAGAAAAAGGAUAUCCGAGAGGACGGAGAGCAUACUAUAGAAGUAGAAGAGAGCUGUCCAUUGUUCAACCGCUUACAACGUUCACAGAAAGUUUUGCUUACUCACGGCGACAGUAUCGAUCGAGUGGGAGCCAAACUUAUGGUAGGAGCAUAUUCUUCAAAUCGCAUCGUUGCCGCGAUUUUUAACGUGCAGCUGCGUAUUUAUGGCGUACAGUUCCAUCCGGAGGUCGAUUUAACCGUCAACGGUAAACAGAUGCUCUCUAGCUUCCUUUUCGAUAUUGCGGGGAUGCAACCGAACUUUACAAUGCGCAACCGUGAGGAAGAAUGUAUCGCAUACAUUAGAGACCAUGUGGGCAACAGUAAGGUGUUGUUGUUGGUAAGCGGAGGGGUAGAUUCGACAGUUUGUGCAGCAUUGCUAAGACAUGCCUUAAAACCGGAUCAAGUAAUUGCUGUCCAUAUCGACAAUGGUUUUAUGCGUCUGAAUGAGAGUGCGAAUGUUGAAAAGUCGUUGCGUGAGCUGGGUGUAGAUUUGUUCGUAAAGAAUGCAAUCUACAAGUUCAUGAAGGGUACGACCACAAUCAAACUUCCCGGUUCCUUAUACAAUCAGGACACACAGAUGCUGUGCCAGACGAUCAGUCCAGAAGACAAACGUAAGAUCAUUGGCGAUGUGUUCGUGAAGGUAUCGAACGAGGUGCUGCGCGAGAUGAAUCUAAACGCGGACGAGGUGUACCUGGCCCAGGGAACACUUCGGCCGGAUCUGAUCGAAUCCGCCUCCGCGUUGGUGAGCGCUAAAGCCGACACGAUUAAAACACACCAUAACGACACAGAACUGAUAAGGAAGCUGCGCGAGGCAGGGCGUGUGAUUGAGCCGUUACGAGACUUUCACAAGGACGAAGUGCGGCAGCUGGGCUACUCGCUGGGACUGCCGGCACAUUUGAUCGAGAGGCAUCCCUUCCCUGGUCCUGGUCUAGCCAUUAGAGUGCUGUGUGCGGAGGAGGCAUUCAUGAAAGACUAUUCAGAAACACAAGUCAUUGUUAAAGUGAUAGUGGAUUACAAAAAUAAGCUUGAGAAAAAUCACGCACUGCUGAAUCGCGUUUCCGGUACAACUUCGAAGGAAGAUCAGCAGCAGCUCUGCCGUAUUUCUAGUAACAUCAAAUUGAAUGCUACUCUACUGCCAAUAAGAAGCGUAGGCGUUCAAGGCGACAAACGUUCGUACAGCUAUGCGGUGGGACUUUCGAGCAAGGAUGUACCGAAUUGGCAAGAUAUGCUCUUCUUAGCGAAGCUAAUACCGCGUAUUCUGCACAAUGUAAAUAGAGUAUGUUACAUUUUCGGUGAUAUUGUCCAAUAUCCGGUGCAAGACAUUACCCACACACUGCUCACCGAAAGCGUUGUGUGGCAGCUACGUCAGGUAGAUAACAUCGUCAAUAAGAUUCUGAUGGAACACGAAUGUAUGCGUAAAAUUUCUCAAAUGCCUGUCAUACUGAUACCAAUCCACUUCGAUCGGGAUCCUGCGCAAAAGACCCCAUCCUGCAUGCGAUCCGUAGUAUUGCGACCGUUCGUUACAAACGAUUUCAUGACCGGUGUGCCAGCGAUUCCCGGUACCGACCGGUUACCGACAAAUGUACUACAAAAAAUGGUAGAUGAACUAUCUAAUAUGCCGGGAAUUUCUCGAGUGCUACUAGACCUGACGUCGAAACCACCGGGUACUACCGAAUGGGAAUGAUUCCCCUUAUAUCAGACAUCUUCUCCUCUACUUGCACUAACUUCGCCACCAAUCUGAUAACGAAAUUAGAUUAAACGAAGAAAUAUCAUCAGCAUCAUC